UUGACGAAAUAUUUCUUUGGCAGGCGCAGCAUCACGAGGAGUCGUAGAGGAGGAACGGAUGAUUACAGUGAGCACGCUUGCAUCCCAAUUAAAGAAAUGGAUACGAUAAUUACGAAGCUGCACCAGCGAGAAGGAAUACAAGCGAAUUCGGCGCGUUAAAUGCUCCCCCGGGGAUUCACGUUCCGGCCGGGGCUCUCGCGGAUCUGGGAUGGCUUCUGGGAGCAAAAGCGGCAACAGCAGCGAUAUCGGAUCAAACUCAGUUAACAAGCCCGUGUCAUCGCCGUAUCGGUCGCGCAAGUAGAUAGAUUUUAAAUCGAGUCAACGACUACGGGACAACGGUAACGAAGUUAGUACGGCAAAAUAAUCCAGAGGCGAUUGGAUCGCGUGUUUCGUAUAUAAUGGGAGCACGCGAGACGAGACGAUAGUGGACCCCCAAGGGAGAUGGAUGCUGCGAGGUAGAAAUUGAAUCCUGUCUUUACACGUCGCCUAAUCGCUUGACACAUCGCAGAUGUCAAGGGAGAUUCUAUCUGAUGCGGACGCGACAGAAUGUAGAUACAAGUAUAGCUGUAGAGGAGACGCUAUUAACCCCAUCCUACCCCCGUUCGAAGCCUUUGCCGUGUGUCGACGGUAUCCACGAGAGAACAAGUCGACCGCGAAAGCACUAAGCUAUAAAAUAUAACGCCGACGAAGGGAAACGUGCCGGAUGUCGCGGGGAAAGGGAGUGACACGGUGAAAGAGGAAACCGAGAGACAGUCGAUUUCAGGAAUGUGACACGUGACAGGAUUGCGAGAGGAGAUCAGUACCUUCAAACAGAAACUGUGAAACGAGAGAAAAAGAGGAACACACGGGAUAAUAAAUAGAUCGAUAAAAAUCCCAACAAGUGUCCUUACGGCUCCGAAUUUCCUGCUCGACGUAGUCAUCGCAAAGCGGCGUUGAGCCUGUUAUGGAAUGAACCGAUGCCCGGAAGGGGCAUCUGAGUGUCCGCGAUCAUCAUCCUCGAUACGACUCGGUCGAGCAUCAUGACCCCGAUGAUGCGGCUGCUCCUCCUAUCCGCUCUGCUGGCCGUGCAAUCCUGCUCGACCGUCUGUUCGGCGAGCGGCGACGGUGGGCCUAACAGUCCGAUCUUCAAUCUGGAUCACACUGCUCUGGAGAAGAACUUAGCGGCGAUCUUCAACAAGGUAGCGCACAGUUCCGCGACCACGAAGCGCAGCGUGCCGGCGUACGAUGCCCAAGUGUCGGCUAGCACGACGUUGUCGACGGUGCCGUCGCCGUUAACCACCAGCACGACUACUAGCACGACCACCCCUAGUUCGUCGAUACCUGCUGUGAAAUAUCCAGCGCCGCGGGCCACGGCAUCGCCCGUCUUUCGGGAUCUGCCGUCGUAUGCGCCACCCUCCAGGGCACUCUUCACGCCACCCCUGCCGCCGGAGUAUCUGCAUCCGUUCGCCGACAAGCCCACGUUGCGAGGUACCAAUUCGGAUGUACACACCGGUAACAGGAGGCCGGUACCGCCACCGAGCUUGACGCCGGCGCACGAGCGGAUACCUAUCCGACCGCCGGAUCUACCUCAGAGUCCCUCUCAGGUGCCGGAGAGGCAUCAUUCUCACUCGUGGAACAAACCGGCGAGCCCCGAUAAGGAGCAGAGACCCGCGGAAACCGGCGAGGCCGAUCGGAAGAACGGUACGAACGAUCCUUCGUUCGUGACCCUUCAUUACCCCAGUAUUUCUAGGAUCUUGUCUGGUAGCAAUGGCAGGAAGCAGGACAUCCCUGACAUACUGCUGAAGCCAUUAGUCACGAAGAGCCCACUGCCGAAUGUACCCCCUGCUCCGACGACCGAUAGAACUACGUCGGCGCCGAGCACCGUCAUGCCAAAAACGUCCGGUAGUACCACGGACCCAUCGAAGGUCGCCGUCACCCAGCCGACGAUUUUCAAUCUACCAAAUACUGGCCGGCAAGACGACGAUGGUUAUCAUCACGGCCUGAGAAACGAACAUGGUCUGAAGACUGACAGUAUCGAGAUAGUGGACACCGAGAGACUGCCAUACCCGCAAGCGCAACCGCCGGCGCCAACGCCGAAGCGACCGGCGAAUGCCGACGACGACGACGAACGUCUGAUACCCCAUGUCGACACGCAUCCGCUCGAGUCCACGUGGCGAAUUGCCUGGUCGCUGCACGUGUACUUCGCGGCGAUUAUGUUCACGAUCAUGGCCCUGUAUUCGAUUUACAAGAUCGUGCGCUUCAACGAGGCAACGAAUUUACUUACGCAAUCGUAUUUCCUGGCCGUUCAUUUAUUGCUGACCACAGUUUGUACUUUGAGGUGCUUCCACCUCUUCUAUGACGCUUAUAAUCUCGGACAUUCGCUACCAGAAUCAUUGUCCAGGGUGCUGAUGUAUCUGCCGGCGCCGCUCCUAUCCACGGCAUUUGCCACUCUGAUGUUAUAUCUCGCCCGCUGCUCGGAAGCUCCCUCGCUUAACAACAGCAUUCUUUCGCCCACCACUCUUGUUCUAUCAUCUACGGUGCACAUCGUAUUGUGCGUUUCCCUGCACGUGUCCGCGCACAUGCUCGGCUAUCAGGACGAGGCGAGGAUUCUGCCACUCAUCUGUCAAUGCAUUUACAUCGUCGUCUGCGUCACCCUAGGUCUAUGUUACAUGUAUGUAUAUCGCGUGGUGCGUUCGCAGAUUCACAUGGCCAGUAAUAAAGCGGCCGGUGCGAAUCACAUGAUGGGCGCUGAUCCUACCACGGUGGCUCUGAGCACUGCCAUCACCACCACUAUCGCCACCGCUCUGCUAUUUAUCCUCAUGGGCUUGGUGCAACUCUAUGGUAUAUUCGGCGUUCAGGAGCGUCCACAACAGUACCCAUGGCUCUGGUGGGGCUGGCAAUUCUCUGUCAGACUGCUAGAACUGUCCGUUUGCGGUCUUCUAGCUUGGGUUGCUAGCCUAUCUCAGUAUCCAUUACGGGAGAAGCAGAUGCAGCAACACUCAGCGCACUCGGGUUUUGCUCUGUUCCCCUGCGGCAGUUCCACAUCCACGGAAAAUAUGGACGACGUACUCUACCCUGCCAUAUGUAGCACGAACCAAGCGAUUCAAAAUUAUACUAUGAGAACGGGAAAGCAGGUUUAUGACGAUAGUUUUCCGUUGAACACUUUGCCCGAACAUUUGAACAUAUCAGGUACCUUCGAGAGACAUUCCAUCCGUAAGUCAGGUACAAUGGGCCACUUUCCUCACGAAGGUCGGGGUUCCUUAAGUCGCCAUGGUAACGGCAUACAGACCCUAAGGAACUCGGAGACUCGUGGGAGGCAUACGCCUGUUCAAGGCCUACAUGAACAAGCUCCGACUAGCGGCUCGACGAUGCUAGUCGCCGAAGACGGCUUCGUUAGGUUCCGGAGUCUUGGUGCGGAGGAGGACGAACUGUCCGACACGCAGAGCAUGGUCGGCACUCAUGGCAGGGGAAGCUCGCUCGCCGGUAGCGUCAGAUAUAAUGCGAGGCAUCCGACGGUACAGCAUCAGCAUCCUCAUCAACACCAACAUUCGCUACAACACUCACAUCCAAGUCAGCAUCAAACUCAUCACCAGCUUUACAACAACACAUAAAGGCUGUGCCAACGCGAUAACUAGAACGUGAUUCUCGUUGAUUCGACGUAAUGAUUGAUGUCGAUGAAACAUAGGAUAUAUAUCGACACUCGCGGGAAUCGUCGUCCUCGCAAACUUCGGUCUAAAUUAAUUUUAUCUCGUACUCUAUGUAAGAUAUGUCCUGUGUAUAGACAACCUAAUUGCCAUUCCUGUUCUCCCGCUUCGCAUCGACGUCCGAGCCAAGCCUCUGCCGUACGAUAUCUAUACAUAUUUAUUUUGAUCCUCGAUAAGCAAGUAAAAGUAUACGGCGAACUCAUUUGGGGUUCCUCUACCUAUAUGUGGGUAGUUCAGGGUAUCGAAACUUGAUCUUACAUUAGACACUUGGUACUUAUUAAGAUUCAUGUGAUUGAAAAAAAGUAAGGAAAUAAUGUGUCUCACUGAAAUAUAUAGGAAAACGCUUUUCUCUCGGUUUUAUGUUCACUGUUAGUACCGAACACGGCUGUGGAACAUAUUGGAAGAACAAAUGAUUUUAAAUUGAUUUUAACGCCACAUAAGGAAUUCCAACGUGCUUUAACAAACACGUGGCUAUUUAUUUGCUAUCUUAUAGAAGAUUUCGACGUUGUAUUGUCCCAACAGUUUUAUAAUCGUAUAGAUUUAUUUUAUAAUCAGUGCUGUCCAGAAUUUAUAGUUUUGGGCUUGAAAUUAAUGUCGAUCUUCCUGCCUAUUGGUUUCCUAUCCUUCACUUUGUAACUAUCUUUUUAUAACGUGCAAUGAUGGAUCUCAAGAACUAAUCUUUGACGUAUGUCAAUCCUGUUUAAAAGUAUAUUAUUAUUAUUAUUAUUAUAAGAUAUUUAUUAUAGAUUAUAAUAUAUUUUAUAAUAAUUAUUAAAAAUACAGGAAUAUAUAAAAUAAUACGUAAAAAAAUAAAAUAAUAAAUAAAAUUUUAUAUAUAUGUUCUAAGUAUACAAUAUCAUAUAUAUCAAUAUAUGUAUAUAGUAUAUCACAUAUAUACACUUCAGAAAUUUCUAAUAAUCUUAAAUUAAUUUCUCUGAAAUUGAUCAUUGCACAUUGUAAACAAACAGCUACGAAGGGAAAAAUAGAAAAGGCAAUAAUACGAAUAGACGAUAUAUAUUAAUUCUAAGCCUAAAAUUAUGUACAAAUCCUGAAUAACACUGUUUUACAUAGUUGUACGUUAAAGUAUUUAACCACCUGUUCAAUUGGUACUUAUUCUUUUUUGAAUCUACUGUUACGAUACGGAAAUUCGACAUAAAAUCAGCUUCAUGACCAGCAGGAAGUAUAUUUUUUACAAAAAUUACACGCGAGGUCCAAACACAGACAACUGGGGAAAACAAUUACGAUUCUCAUUCAGGUAUUCCGAGAUUAGGAUAUGAUUGUGUCAAGCUGAAAGCGAUGUUUGUACAGUCGACGAUAAUUUAUCAGUCCAAUUGUACGAUUUAGUUAGCGGCUAAGACUAGAUUAAGAAUUGCGGGUCACAUUAAGUUUAGCCGUUAAGUUAGGCAAGUCGCGACUAACGUCAACAGGUUUACAUUUAAUAAAUCGAAGGAGAAUAAGAAAGACGUAAAAAAAAUACUAUUACCGAUUUAGAAUAGAUGACAUAAGUGCGAUUUAACGUCUCACACACACACACACACACACACACAUACACACACAGGCCAGCAUUUUAUUUUAUUUCUCAGAUUCUAAGGUACAAAAUAGUACUUUUUACCUUUCACUUCGUAUAUCAAUAAGUCGCAAUGUAUAUGUUUAUAUAUGGACAUUUGUAAAUAAGGUAUACGGGCUCGUCGUGAGUGAAUCUACUGUUACAAUGGAAUCCGACUGGAUUCUAUUCGACACAUUGGAAUUUAUACAUUUCUCGGUUGUAUAAAAAGAUAUGCAAGAUUUGUAUUUUAAUUUAUCUGAAAAACUGUAUUUAUUAUGUAAAACACAUUCCACAACAAGUGAUCAAUGUGAGUGCGCGAUCGAUUUGUGUGGGAUUUUAUUGCAAUUAUAAAUUUACCUAGACGCUAAACGAAACGAAACAAAUGUAAAUAAAAGCUUUUUUGCGAAGA
Molecule: messenger RNA, 5638 nt
Organism: Pogonomyrmex barbatus (red harvester ant)
Lineage: Eukaryota; Metazoa; Arthropoda; Insecta; Hymenoptera; Formicidae
Source: RefSeq, a predicted model, not a curated record